Molecule: messenger RNA, 1313 nt
Organism: Teleopsis dalmanni
Lineage: Eukaryota; Metazoa; Arthropoda; Insecta; Diptera; Diopsidae
Exons: 1
Coding region: 447-1313 (288 amino acids)
Source: RefSeq, a predicted model, not a curated record
AACAUCAAAACUAAUAAGUUCAAUGCUAAGGGAAAACACAGGCCUAAAGUAAGGAUUCCCUUAAGUUACAGGUUUUAAUUAAAUAUUACUAAACUACAUAAUAGUUAUGGUAAAUAAAGGAAAACUGUAUAUUUUAUGAUCUUAGGUAGAACACAUACCUAACAUAAGAGUUCCCAUCAACAACACAUAACUAUUAAAUCACAUGACUUCAUAAUAAUUCUGUUAAAUGAGCGACAGGUAGUUUCUUAGAAAUAAAUAAUAUUAUAAUUUGGGAGACUAUCCCUCACAUUGUAUUCUUCAACAAAAGUGUUUAAUUUUAUACCUACUUUUUAACUGAUGCAAAUAUUCAGCGAUAACGCGUAUAUAAUGCGGCGAUAUUAUUGUCAUGGAGUUAUUCCAGACAAGAGUUCAGACUGGCCAUACGUAUAUUCACAUUAAGCAUUAAAAUGGAAAACGUCGAUGUAACAGAUAGUGUUGUGUAUGACAGUGAUUUUGAAGAUACUGACAAUUCAGAUAUUUACUUUGAUGAAUCAAGUGUAUGGAGCAGUGAAUUGAGUACUCUUACAAAACGUUCUUAUCUAAGUCAAUGCAUACAUCAGAUAUACAUUGUUACUGGGAAAAUUGAUUUAAUGCCAAGUAUGAGAAGCUUUGGUGAACAAAAUCCUCAGGAAAUUAUGAAAAUACUUGAUGAGUAUGUUAGUCCACCAGCUUACGAGAGCAAACAUGACUCAAUACAACGCAUAAAAAGGCGAUUAUUCUACGCAAUAAAAACAAACCCGCGUAAGCAAGCAAAGCCACAAUGGAAUAAUGCUCUAUAUAGCGAAAUAUAUCACUUUAAGCCAACUCGUCACAUAUUCGGGGAACGGAAAAUUCGCAAAAAUUAUUUGGAUGAUGUACGUACUUUCAUUGCAGAAGAAAUACGUCUGGCCAAUUUAGAACACAACAAAACCUAUGAUUAUGAAACAGAUUCAACUGAGGAGUCAGAUAUUAAUAUUGAGACGUGUGAUGAAUCAAAUCAAAUAUAUCAUCAAAAAAAUUAUGAACUGUGUCAUUAUCAUAAAACAAAGGCACGUCAUCAACCGCAUCAAGAUCAGUCUUCUAUGUGGAAUACAUGGAACAAAAAAAUUAAACUGGAGGAAACAUUAUUGGAGGAACAGUACGAUUCACGCAGCAAGGCAAAUCAAAAAAUGAUUGAAGAAUCGAUACGUUCCAUCUACUAUAUGAAAACUUUACUCCGUUUAACAGUUGGAGUUAGUGAUGAUGAGGAUGAUGAUGAUAAUGAAGAGGAAUAUGAGGAUGAAGAAUUGUUUUAA